AUGCCCAAACGUCGAAGAUCAAGUACAUACCAAAACGAUCUACCAAUAGCGAAGAAACAUUGCCUUCCACCAAACAAAUGCGAUCACAUCUCUCAUCUUUCUUCCGAGCUCCUCAUCCGCAUCCUUCAUAACCUGCCAAUUGAAACUCUCCUAUCCUGUCACUCCGUCUCUCGGCAUUUCUAUACCCUCUCUCAUGAUUCCCAAGUUUGGAAAUCAUUAUAUUAUUCUCGAUUCGUAUUACCGCGCGCAUUGCGCAUACCGGGGAUCAAGAACAAAGAGAAGUUGGAUAAUGGGAAAGGUGCUGCAGGACAGAGGGAGGAAAGAAAUGGAAAGGCAGACGGGGAUAGAUUUCAAUUCAGUUCGAGGAGGAGUAGAUGGUUGGAUGAGGAGGGAUUGAGGAGUAGAGGGAAUGGGAGAGAAACUAAUUGGAAGAGACAGUAUAAACUGAGACAUAAUUGGGCGAGGGGCGCUUGUGAGGUGAAAGAGAUUGACAUUGCAGAGAAGGGGAGUGUGCCGGGCAUGUUUGUGAGGCUGGCGGGGGGAGUGGUGAUUACGGUUGGUGAGGUGGAGGGAUUAAAAGCUUGGGAUCUCAAGGGGAGGGAACUGAUUACAAUAUGUAAAUUGGAGGAGGGGGUUGUACCAACAUGUUUUGCUGUUGAUGAACAGGAUGGGGAAGAGGGAAGAUUAGGUAUCGUGUUAGGAUUUGAAGAUGGAGGCUGGGGAACCUGGGAGCUCAAUGUGGGAGAGAAGAUAUUUGUGAGGCAAUACAGACAUCCGCCGAGCAGCAACGGAAUGUUAAGUGGGGUGGCUUACGCAUAUCCGUACAUACUGAGCAUUACGAAAGGACAGCUCCUUUCAUUCUAUACACUCAAUCCUGUCGGACCGAUACGAGAGUCCGACGAUGAUGGUAAUACCACCGAUAUACAAAAGAAAGAAUCACAACCACGUCCAUAUCUCCUGACAUCCCUCCAAUCGCAUUCAUCAUGGCCACCAUUAUCCCUCUCUAUCCGUCUCACUCCCACCACUAUCAUCGCCUCUAUAGCAUACACACUCCCCACCUACUUAAGCGGCUACACCAUCUCAAUCCAAGAACUCCACUUCAGCCUCUCCACCUCCACCUCCCCUUCUCCAUCUCCACCCACCUUAACAGCCUCCCGCCUCACCUCCUCCUUCCCCUCCGGUUUCCACCCACUAACCUCCACAACCAACCCUCCAACCUCUCUACCCCGCCCAACAACCCUCUCCUACGCACAUCCCUAUAUCCUCGCCACGCACCCCGAUAACACACUCUCCCUCUACCUCUGCACCAGUACCCGUACCUCUCUUACUUUAUCUCCACCCCAGAAAUUAUUCGGUCAUACGAGUUCGAUUAGUUUCGCUAGUAUUACUAGUAGGGGGAAGGCAGUAAGUGUUAGUGAGAGGGGAGGUGAAUUGAGGGUUUGGGAGUUGGAACCUGGGGUGAGGGGAAGCAAGGUGGAGGAGAGGAGUGUGAGGGUUUGGGGGGGAGGGGUUGAAACGGAGAGGAACUGUGAGGGGAAUAGGAAUAGGAGGAGAGGGGAUAAGGAAAUGGGGGCGAAGGGAAUUGGGAAUGGGAAUGAUAGUGAGAGGUCUGCGGUAGAGAAUAAAAAUGGGGAUGAGGACGAUGACAAGGAUGAGAAUGAGGAUAAGGAUGAGGGAAAAAAACUCUGGGUAGGUUUUGAUGAGGAAAUGGUAAUAGUGCUUAAAUCGAACGUAGAAGAUUCAGAGUGUGAGUGUGAAGAAGAAGAAGAAGAAGAUGAUGAUGAUGAUGAGAGAGAAGGGAAUGUACUGAGUGAGCAUAAUGAUGAGGAUGAGGAUGAGAUGGCGAUGGGAGGGGGUAAUAGAAAUGGAAAUGGCACUGAGAGUAUACAGCAGAGAUUAGUUAUUUAUGAUUUCACCUGA
Sclerotinia borealis F-4128 is the source of this 1920-nucleotide messenger RNA. The record is from the annotation of a GenBank genome assembly. Lineage: Eukaryota; Fungi; Ascomycota; Leotiomycetes; Helotiales; Sclerotiniaceae.